AUGGUGGAUAUUAUUUUCAGAUCUUCUUUCUUGGGUGAUAUGGGGGAUCAUUCCAAAAAGAAGUCCGGAAUCGCAAUGUGCGUAGGCUGUGGAAGUCAGAUUCACGACCAGUACAUACUAAGGGUUUCCCCUGAUUUGGAGUGGCACGCCGCGUGCCUGAAGUGCGCGGAAUGCAGUCAGUACCUGGACGAAACCUGCACAUGCUUCGUCCGGGAUGGGAAGACUUACUGCAAGCGAGAUUACUCACGGCUGUUCGGGAUAAAAUGUUCCAAAUGUAACCUCGGGUUCAGCAGCAGCGAUCUCGUCAUGAGAGCUCGAGACAACGUCUAUCACAUCGAGUGUUUCAGGUGCUCGGUGUGCAGCCGGCAGCUCCUUCCGGGGGACGAGUUCUCACUGCGGGACGAGGAGCUGCUGUGUCGGGCUGAUCACAGCUUACUGAUGGAGCGGAGCUCCGACGGUAGUCCCAUCAGCCCCGGGCAUAUUCACUCCAACCGUUCACUCCACCUGGCAGCAGACCCAGUGACGGUACGGCAGACAACGCACCGCAAUCAUGUACACAAGCAGUCCGAGAAAACCACUCGGGUGCGGACUGUGCUGAACGAGAAACAGCUCCACACGCUACGGACCUGUUACAACGCGAACCCGAGACCGGACGCCCUAAUGAAGGAACAGUUGGUGGAAAUGACCGGUCUCAGCCCGAGGGUCAUACGAGUUUGGUUCCAGAACAAACGCUGUAAAGACAAGAAAAGAUCUAUUCUAAUGAAGCAGCUCCAGCAACAGCAACACAGCGACAAAACCAACCUCCAGGGACUCACGGGUACGCCUCUUGUGGCAGGCAGUCCAAUCAGACACGACAACACGGUGCAAGGUAACCCCGUGGAGGUGCACACCUACCAGCCCCCCUGGAAAGCCUUAAGCGAGUUCGCGCUGCAGAGCGACCUGGAUCAGCCCGCAUUUCAACAGCUGGUGUCUUUCUCUGAAUCUGGCUCUCUGGGAAACUCCUCUGGAAGCGAUGUCACCUCCCUGUCAUCGCAGUUACCUGACACGCCGAACAGCAUGGUGCCGAGUCCUGCCGAGACGUGA
Messenger RNA from Megalops cyprinoides (Indo-Pacific tarpon), 1083 nucleotides. RefSeq names its product insulin gene enhancer protein ISL-3. The record is from RefSeq and is a predicted model, not a curated record. Bases 1 to 1083 code for a protein of 360 amino acids. NCBI's taxonomy places the organism in Eukaryota, Metazoa, Chordata, Actinopteri, Elopiformes, Megalopidae. The transcript is spliced from 6 exons. Gene Ontology annotation, molecular function: DNA-binding transcription factor activity, RNA polymerase II-specific; cis-regulatory region sequence-specific DNA binding. Gene Ontology annotation, cellular component: nucleus. Gene Ontology annotation, biological process: positive regulation of transcription by RNA polymerase II; axonogenesis; neuron fate specification.